AUGCGUACCUCCAUCCUCUUCGCUACUCUCUCGGCUUUCGCGCUGGCCCAGGCCGCCACCACCACCACCGACAAUGGCAACCCAGCUACCCAAUAUCUCACCGAGACCAACUCCAACGGUGUUGUGACUGGCCAGCCUGAGGUCGUCACCUCGCAACCCGCUGUCGUGACCAGCGAGCCCGCUGUUGUGACUUCGCAGCAGCCCGCUGCCUCGAUUCCCGCUGGCCUGUCCACUCCCGCGGCUGGCGAGCCUGGCACCACCUCGACGACCAUGACUUCGGUCAAGUCCAACACGCAGACAAUUUCCAUGGUCACGGUCAGCAGUGCUACCCAGACUGGCACUCAAGCCAGUUCCAACUCCAACUCCAACUCCCAGUCGGCUUCUGCCUCGGCGAGUGCAACCCACACCACCAACGCCGCGCCGCUCGCCACCGCCGGCUCUCUGGGCCUGCCAUCUAACCUUCGCCGGCUGGCCGCGGACCAUGCCGCCCUGCACAGCACCGGUCUUCCGCCCUACUAUCUCCUUCCGCCCAGCAACGAAUCCACCGACGACCUCUCGCAGCUGACGGUCUUGCUCACCGGCCCACCGGGGACACCUUAUUCACAGGGUCUGUGGCGCCUCCACUUGCGCAUGCCAGAGGACUACCCACACAGCCCGCCCAAGGCCACUUUCAAGACGCGCAUAUGGCACCCCAACAUGGAGGAGCUCACGGGCGCAGUGUGUGUAGACACCCUGAAGAGGGACUGGCAACCCAAGUUGACAUUGAAGGAUGUGUUGGUGACCAUUUCAUGUCUUCUCAUCCAUCCCAACCCCGACUCGGCUCUCAAUUCCACAGCGGGUGCGAUGCUGCAAGAAGACUACAAUGCCUUUGCUCAUCAGGCUCGAUUGAUGACAUCUAUCCAUGCACCCAUUUCUACCGACCUCAAGGAUGCAGUCACAGAGGCCAAGCUGCGAGGGGAGGAUGCCGGCGCAGUCUUUGAGGAGAAGGACAAUACAAAUUUUCAACGUCCACGGAAAGAACAGCGCAUACAGACGGUGACCAUGAAGAAGACCGUUCGCACGACUGGUCCGACCCAAGAAUCUGCUGCUAUGCCAGAAGAUGACGACAGCGAGAACGAAGACCCGGCCAGUGCAAGCAAAGAAAACGACCCCUCUCUCUCUCCGACUCCGGUGAGACUCGCACCGCCAAGUCCUCGGAAGAAUGCUCUGGGGAAGCGGCCACUUUCGUCGCUUCCAGUACCGUAUCCCGAAGAUCUGGAUAGCGAUAUGAUGCUCGUGGACGAAGACGAGGAUAUUGAUUCGCCGUGCAUGUCUUCGUCGGAACAAAACAUCCAAGCCAACACCAGUCGAUCGGGCUCCCCGCAACGGAAACAGGUCAAGUUAUCUCUGCUCAACCGAGGCCUCAACGCAUCAAGUCGUGUUCGGGAUGACCUCCAGAUCUAUGAGGAUGUUCCUGAACUCUCAACCCAUGACGCAUCACGCCGGUUAAGCGGUGACGGCAAGGAGAACCCGCAGGCUGUUCUCGUGUUGAAAGAGAAAUGCGAGAUGCAGACAGCGAAGACAGUUACACCGCUGUCAGCAGGAAGUGCUCCAACACGAACCGCCUCAUCUCUUGCAUCCUCGGCUGCUCCUUCAAAGGUAUCGAAAGUGACCGCUGGAGUGCGCAAGGUCUCUUCCGGUGCAGGCAAGCCCAAGCCCCGGAUUGGAGUUCGCCGGCUAUGA
Molecule: messenger RNA, 1722 nt
Organism: Penicillium lagena
Lineage: Eukaryota; Fungi; Ascomycota; Eurotiomycetes; Eurotiales; Aspergillaceae
Product: putative ubiquitin conjugating enzyme E2
Exons: 4
Coding region: 1-1722 (573 amino acids)
Biological process (GO): protein polyubiquitination; ubiquitin-dependent protein catabolic process
Cellular component (GO): nucleus
Molecular function (GO): ubiquitin conjugating enzyme activity
Source: RefSeq, a predicted model, not a curated record